Messenger RNA from Microsporum canis CBS 113480, 2571 nucleotides. RefSeq lists its product as hypothetical. The record is from RefSeq and is a predicted model, not a curated record. Gene Ontology annotation, cellular component: Sin3-type complex. The transcript has 2 exons. Lineage: Eukaryota; Fungi; Ascomycota; Eurotiomycetes; Onygenales; Arthrodermataceae. The coding region runs from base 1 to 2571 and encodes 856 amino acids.
AUGGAUCCUUCUGCGUCAACAAGCAUCCCGAAUGAUGACAGGCCGGAUAGAAAUGCUGCUCGUCCAACCGGCGAAGGGCAGUCUGAGCCUACGACGACACAGCAGACGCCCGUCAGAGGUACCCGGCGUGUUGUGUCAGACACGACAUACCAGCGUCUUGUGUUUACAGAUCCGGUUGCAUAUCGAUAUCUGGAGGAGGACCCUUUCGAACAAUGGGCUUGCUCAAGGGUGCAUCCUACGUUUGUCAUCAACACCUAUACCGGUGACAAGACUCACACAGUCGUCGUCGGUGUGCUCAGCGUGCCGGUGGAUGAGAAAAAAUGGACGGAGCGGGUGAAGGUCUACUUCAAUGCGAUGGCCCAGUUCCAUGCCCGGAAACAAGAGACCAGCCUCGGGACAGUGAUGGUGACGAACCUCAGCACAUUUCCUUCCAUGCUUACUGCGAUUCCUGUUCCAGAUGGAGAUGUCAAGCUUCACCGAGAGGACUUUAUCGUCAACGAAAAUUUGAAACGUCUAGGCUGUUCAGGGAGAGCCGGCCUGACAGUCAAACCGCCUGCAGCAGAUACAGAAGCCAAGUUCCAUCAGCUUUACCAGACAUGCGACCGGAUCCAGUUUUAUACCUCGGUGAAGGAAUUGGUUCGACUAUGCCAGCUGGCACUCGUGAUGUUUGAUAAACUCGCACCCGAAUAUGCAGAUGGAUUACUCUGUGAUGUCACCGAACGAGCUAUCAACGACUGGUGGACGGAAGUUGGAACGGAUUACUUCAACAUUGAGCCCGUCGACGGGAUACUUGGGCCAACCACGGUUUCUGCUAUUGUAGGAUUUUUUAUGGGUGCGAGGAACCGUCUACAUGCUUAUGGGGCACCCGUAUCCAAGGAUCCAUUCGAUAUACCUGGCUUUGAAAAAGGUGUUGGUGGCUUCCAAAAGGCCCAGGGCCUCGACAGAACACGGAGGCUUGAUACCCAAACGCUGGACAGACUGCACCGAGUGACAGUUAAAGCUGCAAGUGGGGAAAGAGGCUUACAGCGAGCUAUGAAGUCAACGGUGGCGGAGCUUGGCGGCAAGGGAGGAGAAAUGGUUAUGGAAAUAGUAGGGGGAGGCAAAGAUAAACCUGGUAUUUCGGAUGUUGAAACGUGUGAUUUUGAUCGUUUUCUCCAACUCAUUACAGGAGACCAUGCAAAAUGGCUAUGGCGCGGAAAGCCAGCUAAACCUCUGAACGAAGCCCAGUAUGAUACUGGAGAUGAAAUAGUCUUUGCACAUGAUAGACAUGGUGGAUAUGUUUGGACUCGGAAAAAGAGAGACGACCAUCUUCCCAGCCGGCUAAGCAUUGAAGCAGACCCAUGGAGACAAGCAGAAUCCCAAGCUGCCCUUGAUGACAAGGACCAGCUAAGGUUGACGCUCAAGCGUUCGGUUACCAACAAAGUAUCAGACGCCCGUGCUGGCCUUGGCCGGUUCAGGGACGCUGUUGGGCUGCCCGCUUUACGUCCACACCAUCAUAAACGUUCCAAGGAGAGCGUAGAUUUAGAAGCAAACCUGCCCCCGCAGCUUUUUAUGACGGAAACGGCCACACGAACAAGUUCUAAAGAUGGAGGACCAGAGGGAGCUGCUCGAAUGGAUAGCAUGGCACUGUCUGAGGCUAGUCGGCACGACCCCUUGAUAGGUCAGACUGGGCCUGGGCCAUCUACAGUUCCGGAGUUUGGUCGUGCAAGAACAUAUGGUCCCCCCGAGGAGGAUACGCCUUCUUCGGACAAGGGCCAUGAAGUUGGGGAGGUAGACGGUACUCCAGGAGGCUCUGAAAAGGCCGACGGAAAGUAUCAUGAUGUAUCUAACAACCCCGUUCCUGUCACCAGGGUUAGACGACGUGCUGGAAGCUUGACUUCACCGCAAUUGGAUUUCCUUCUCAUUGGAGAAGAUGCCAUCUGCCCUCGUCGCCUGUCCUUUAGUUAUGUAGAGGAAUACGUGCUGGGCUGGGAGGAAAUUGGCGACAUCUACUCAAGCACACUGGACCCUGACUUAAGCCUUGCGGAAGCCGUCUUCUACGAGGAUAUGAUCACUGCUGAUACACGGGACGUCGGGAGGAGGAUACGCGAAUUGGGUAAAAGCACUGCAGGUUGGGUUGGAAAGAAAGUAGCCACGGUUGAGGAGAUUGAAAAAGCUGGUAAAGCUCGAGCAUACGAGAUCCAAGCCGCGUACGAACGAAAACUCGAGGAAUUCCAGAGAGCAGGCAUAUACUCUCGCGAUGUCAUGGCUCAGGAGGAGGAGAUGUUUAUGGAAACCGUCAGACAUGUCGAGAUGAUAGAUGCAAAGCUUGACUAUGAAGUUGAUUCACUUCGUGCAAGGGUAGAGGAAGCGGAGGCAGUUUUGCAGGAUUAUUGCAAUGUGAUCAUCAACAUCGAAAGCAGGACGACGUCGGUUAUGGAUGGAAAGGAGUCCGAAGAUAUUCCAUGGUUAGAAUGGAUCAAGGAGCUGUGGUCUCGCCAAUUCAAUAAGUUCGAGGCUCGAACAUUGUCCAGCUCCAAAAACGGUGAAGACGAAAAGUCUGCAGGUUCCUCUAGCAAAAACCCAAGGUAG